CGCCCUUGCAUCUUGCUGUCAAUUUUUUGUGGUGAACGUCGUCGGUCAAACACUAUGCUCGCCCAUUUCCGGCGUGCCCCACGUGCCGGCGUGCAUAUCAGGUUCCCCCAAAUGACGCAUAACAUUGAGGCUCGAAUUCACAAUCGAGUUGCGCAAGAAAUUACUGUGAUUCUGAUCUGCAGCAAAUAAAAAUGGCCUACAACAUUGGCGGUUUCGGUUAUUACCCGGAAAACAUAGUACGCUUGAAACUCAACUAUUUCCCUCCUCCCAACUCUCUACAUCCCUAUUCCGUAGGUAUAGACACAGCGUCUGAACCUUUAUGACACCGACAUCACUUGCCGUAUGAUGUACUGUAAAUUCGUUGUUAUCCCCUUCACUACUCCGUCUUUAAUUGUUCAUUCUGGCUUGUGACUUGAAUGUCGUUUGUAUCGCAAGUGGCAUGCCUCUGUAAGUUAACAACGUCGGACUGCCAGUUUCGCGUUCGUUAUAUAAGAGAGACCUCUUUGAGUUGUUAUGUGUGCUUCUGCUUGCUAAUAUAAUUUUUUUUCCCAAUCUUAUUUGUUCGUUUGAGUAAAUAUGUGCCUCACUGUUAAACAUUUGCAAGAUCAGUUGGACUAGGCACCGGCUUGAGGUGUGCUUCACUUGGUAUACGAGGAAACGUGUGUAAGUUUGUGGCUUUUACCGAGUAUGGUGGAACGGUUUCCUGCUUCUUGGAGUUCAAAUUGUAGACUGUUGUUCGAUUUCACGAAAACUAUUUUCCUUUGUCAAUAUAACUAUUUUUGUCAAGUGAACUAAGGCUGAGGAAUAUCGACCGUCGGCUUACUAGUAAUUUUUUUCGUAUUUAUACAGUGGCAUAACAAUGUAUUUGCAAAGCCUUCCUUCCAAAUAUACUCUUGUUAUUGCAAUAAGCAGAUGGGAAUUGCCUAUUUUUCCUAAGUGCAGUUUGUAAGGGGAAAUUGGCACAUGGGUUUGAUCCAAGGCAAAAAAUUAUUCUACUAAUGAAACCAUGAUUUCAAUUCACAAACGUCACAUGUUCUGUUAUUGGCUCACGUUCACCGCUUCACCACUGCAUUGUCAUCUUGCCCCUUUCGUUAUUUGCUUGUGAUCUGUACACUUUCCUCAGUUAUGACUAUUGAGCUGUGCUAAUGCAACACACAAGUUCACCUGCCUGCUUAUAAGAGCUAUUACCUUUUCUACUACUGCACAAUCUUUGUACUUAUUUUUUUAUGAGUUAUUUAGUACCACAAACAUCACACACCAAUGUAGUUGCCAAAUGCACGACAUUAGAUUGUAGAUUCACUUAAGUACAACCCGCACGAUUAUGUCAGUGAAUCCAUUUUAGUGUAAUAGUCUUUUCUCACAAGUUCUGACAACUCUGUUGCUCAACAUGUUUUGCAGAUUUACACGACACAAAAUCCGGACUCCAUGCAGGGCGCAUCAUCGAACCCUAACCUUGAGAAGAAGUCGGAGGGUCGCAAGUGUGCUAGAUGGGAACCUCGAGAGUAGAAGGACUUCAUGUCCGCCGCCGAACACGUCACUGCAGAGGGACAUCCUCGGGGAAAGUGCUUCUCGUUAACCAAGUGGGAGCGUUUACGCGGAUUGUUCAACAAAAAUGCCGGGAAGGACUGGACUAUCACAGAGCUAAAAAACCAUUGGGGUGCUAUGCGCAUAGACCACAAACCACUAUUUGAGUUUCUCCAGUGCACGGGAAUAGCUUGCAGUGUUAGCACUAGGGGCAAAAUAGACGCGCCAAAAUGGUGGUGGAAACAGAAAAUUAAGGAGAACCCUCGGUAUGGAAAGUUCAAGGACAACGACAACACGAAAAUAUACCAUAAAUACAGCCGUUUGUUUGGAGGUAGUUGUGACUCCAUGAAGUAUGCACUGACACCCACGAAGCUGUCUCAACGUGGGUUUGACUUGGGUGCCAACACCGACUCAGAUGAUCCGAAUGACACAUUACCUAUCAAUGUUGAGACUACUGAUUCGAGCGACGGCCCGACACCAGGACGAGUGAGCUCCUUGAUGAAUAUCUCCCAUCGCCGAAGCAAUGAGAAACGUAAGAGAAAACAUGCGAAGGGAAAUUAGAAGAAGUUCUGAGGGAGGUUUCUGAGUCAGUGGAUAACCUCAUUUGCGCAUCGAGGGAGAUGGCCUCGGUGAUUCCCACAAAAGAAGAGGGCCGAAUGACUCUCCACGAGUGCGUAGAUGAUUUGCUUUCGACUGGACUUGUCGAAGCCGGGGAUGAGUUGCACAUCUUCGCGUUGUGGUUCCUAAGGAAUUUUGGCAACCGUGUUGCGUACAGUACUGCUAAAACUUCGGAAUUGAGGUACAAGUGGAUCGCGUAUUGCUUCGAACGCGAUAAAAUGCCAGGUUUUGAGAGCCGGUAAUCGUGCUUCCAUUGUAUGUGUCAUAUGUAUGGAUUCGCUUCUACGCUUUGCUAUUGUAGUUUUCGACCGUACGACUUGUAGUAAUAAUAUUUUGUUGUUCUAGUUCCUGUAUGCGAGUUUCUCGAACUACGCACUUCGCUACUGAUGUUUUAGUGAUUAAUGUAUUGAAAAUGGUUUAAUGUGACUGGUUUUCAUGCUUUUCC
This is a messenger RNA of Olea europaea var. sylvestris, 2587 nucleotides long. RefSeq lists its product as uncharacterized. Bases 1516 to 2085 code for a protein of 189 amino acids. The record is from RefSeq and is a predicted model, not a curated record. NCBI's taxonomy places the organism in Eukaryota, Viridiplantae, Streptophyta, Magnoliopsida, Lamiales, Oleaceae. The transcript has 2 exons.